This is a messenger RNA of Olea europaea var. sylvestris, 483 nucleotides long. RefSeq names its product TMV resistance protein N-like. The transcript is spliced from 2 exons. Gene Ontology annotation, biological process: signal transduction. The coding region runs from base 1 to 483 and encodes 160 amino acids. The record is from RefSeq and is a predicted model, not a curated record. Lineage: Eukaryota; Viridiplantae; Streptophyta; Magnoliopsida; Lamiales; Oleaceae.
AUGUCUUCCACUGCCGAUACCAUCACCCCCAUAUGGAGUUACGACGUUUUCUUGAGUUUCAGAGGCGAAGAUACCCGUAAAGGUUUUGUCGACCACCUCUACACAACCUUACACGAAAAGGGUAUCGACACUUUCAAAGACGAUAUUGAACUCAAGAGAGGAAGUUCCAUUUCCCCACUACUCCAAAAUGCCAUUGAAAGAUCCAAAGUUGCCCUCGUUAUCUUCUCAGAAAACUAUGCCGAUUCCACUUGGUGCUUAGAAGAGAUUGCUAAAAUCGUCGAAUGUAAUCAGAAAUUUGGCCAAAAGAUUUAUCCCGUAUUCUAUAAUGUGGAACCUUCUGAUGUUAGGAAGCAAAAAGGGAGUUACAAAGAUGCUUUUGAUGAACAUGCAAAAGAUCCUAAGAAUAAAUUGAAGAUUAUCAAUCUUGACAAUCAUGUUCUUGUUUUGAGUCUUAAUCGGAUUGAAUUGCUUGUUAGAGUUUAA